Emiliania huxleyi CCMP1516 is the source of this 2694-nucleotide messenger RNA. RefSeq lists its product as hypothetical. The record is from RefSeq and is a predicted model, not a curated record. Lineage: Eukaryota; Haptophyta; Isochrysidales; Noelaerhabdaceae. Bases 1 to 2694 code for a protein of 897 amino acids. Gene Ontology annotation, biological process: mismatch repair; negative regulation of DNA recombination. The transcript is spliced from 16 exons. Gene Ontology annotation, molecular function: ATP hydrolysis activity; ATP-dependent DNA damage sensor activity; endonuclease activity.
AUGCUUUUCGUGGCAGCCGUGGCAGCCGCCUUCGCGCCUCGGCAGCUCGCGCCUCAGCUUAAACCGGCCCAGCGUCCUGCAGCGGUCCUGCUUGGAGCGACCGCCGAGUCCACCGCAGCUCCCGCCGCUGCCGAAGAGAGCUCUCCCGCGCCCACCGCUGCCGACCCAGCCGUGGCAACGCUCGACCUGCUCGAGUGGCCUCGGCUCUCCGCGCACGUCGCUCAGCACGCGUCGACGGCCUUUUCGCGCGAGCUGUACGGCGCUGGCAUCCCGCUGCCGCGCGAGCGCGCCGAGUCGGAGGCGCUGCUCGAGGAGACGGCAGAGGCGUUCGCCAUCGAGAGGAGCCUCGGCGUGCCUCUCGAGCUCAAGGGCUUCACCGACUGGCUGCCACUGGUCUCGCUGGCGUCCAAGGGAGCGGUGCUCGAGGGCCCGCAACUCGCCUCCAUAUCCACCUCCCUCGGGGCCGCAGCCUCUCUCGUCAAGAAGAUGCGCUCGCUCGACGAUGCGCAAGGCAGCAGCGGCAGUGGCGGCGGCGGCGGCGGCGGCGGCGGCGGUGCCGUGCCGCAUAGGCUCCCGGCCCUCUUCGACGGGGUCGGCGUGCAGGCGGCUCUCAAGCUCGCCAUUGACGAGGCAGUCGACGACGCCGGCGAAAGACGCGCGACUCCGCCUCGGAGACGCGUCGUGCGCGACUCCGCCUCGGACGGGCUCGGCGAGGUGCGGUUCGCCAAGCGAGAGCUGGCGGCGGCGGUGCGCAAGAGCCUGGCGGAGCUGGUGGCGAAGAAGGGCGACUCGGUGGUGGCCAAGCAGAAGCACCGCGUGCCGGGCGUCGUGCGCGACGUGUCUGGCUCGGGGCAGACGCUCUUUAUCGAGCCCAAGGAGGUCGAGGGCGCAAACACAAAGCUGCGCCAGCUCGCCAGGCGCGAGCAAACGCUCGUGCGGGCGGCGCUCUCCAAGCGAGUGGGCGCGCCUGCCGUCGCUCACGAGCUCGAGGCGCUGCACAGCGCCGUGACGAAGGUCGACCUCGCCGCCGCGCGCGCGCGGUACGCCGCCGCCGUGGGCGGAGUGCCCGUCCGCUUCUCGGACCACCGGGCGGAGGGCGUGGCACUGCAGGGGCUGCUGCACCCUCUGCUGCUGCAGCCUGCGCCCUCCGAGCCGGACUACGAGCUCCCGCCGCACGUGCGCGCGAUCGUGAUCACCGGGCCGAACACCGGCGGGAAGACAGUGGCACUGAAGAACCUCGGGCUGGCAGCUGGACUGUGGCCCGUCUGCUCAGAGCCGCGUGGCCGCUCUCUCUCGGCCGACGCCUCGCCGUCGGCGGUCGCCGCCGUGCCCUGGUUUGACGCCGUGAUGGCAGACAUCGGCGACGACGGCCAGUCGUCGCACGCGAGAUCAGCCGAGAUCCACCCGAGAUCAGCCGAGGUGCAGUCCCUCUCGACCUUCUCGGAGCUGUGCAGUGCAGUUGGCGCCGGCACCGAUCCGACGGAGGGGUCUGCGCUCGGGGCGGCGGUGCUGCGGCGGCUCAAGGCGACGGCGGGCUGUGCUGCGGCGGCUCAAGGCGACGGCGGGCUGUGCUGCGGCGGCUCAAGGCGACGGCGGGCUGUGCUGCGGCGGCUCAAGGCGACGGCGGGGCUGACGAUGUGCACGACGCACCACUCGUCGCUCAAGACGCUCAAGUACUCGGACGCCGCCUUCGAGAACGCAUGCGUCGAGUUCGACGACGUCGCGCUCGCGCCAACCUACCGCCUCCUCUGGGGCGUCCGACAACGCGAGAGGACGGCGAGAUCACGCGAGAUCACCCGAGAUCGCCCGAGAUUGCCCUCUAGGCGUGCGGGCGAGGCGGACGUCGGCGAGCUGAUCGAGCGGAUGCAGGCCGAGCAGGGGGAGCAGCGGGCGCUGCGGCAGCAGCUGGUCGGCUUGCGCGACGAGGCUGAGGGGGCGCGGCGGCAGCUCGAGGCGCGCCGGCUGGAGCAGGAGGCGGCGGCCGCGGCGGAGGCGGCGGCGUCGCGCGAGGCGCUGCAGCGCGAGCUCGACGCCGCGCGCGCGCAGAUCGCAGACUUGGUGGCCGCGGCCAAGGCUGGCGCCGACGGCCCCGCGCCGACCCCCUCGGCGACGCUGCACCGCCUGUCUGUGAUUGGAAAGCGGGUGGCGGGAGCGCCAGAGGCGGAGGCGGCGGCGGCGGCGGCGGCGGCGGCGGCGGCGGCGGCGGCGGCGGCGGUGGUGGGCCGGGAGGAGGCGGAGGCUGGCGACUCGGUGAUCGUGCGUCGACUCGGGGAGGAGCCGGUGCUGGUAGAGUCGAGGAAGGGGAAGCAGCUGACGGUGGCGUACGGCGGGCUGACGAUGAAGGUGAAGGCGGCCGAGGUGGCCAGGGUCAUCAAGGCCGAGAGGGUGGUGCCGCCCCCAAAGGCUGCGGGUCGCAAGGGCGGGAAGCGCGAGCGCCGCGUGACCGCGGUGCGCGUCCCUAGCAACACGCUCGACUUGCGCGGCAAGCGGCUCAACGAGGUUGGCGACGACGUCGCGCACGCGCUCGAUCGUGCGAUGGACCUCGGCUGUCUGUACAUCAUCACCGGCCGCGGCACCGGCCAGAUGCGCCGCUUCGUGAGGGAGCGGCUCGCGGAGGACCCCCUGGUCGCGCGGUUUGAGGAUGCGCCCGAGCCGGAGGGGGGGAACGGGUGCACCAUCGUCUAUCUGCGCUGA